This is a messenger RNA of Rhincodon typus (whale shark), 987 nucleotides long. RefSeq names its product probable G-protein coupled receptor 139. The coding region runs from base 1 to 987 and encodes 328 amino acids. Gene Ontology annotation, biological process: G protein-coupled receptor signaling pathway. The record is from RefSeq and is a predicted model, not a curated record. Gene Ontology annotation, molecular function: G protein-coupled receptor activity. The transcript has 2 exons. Gene Ontology annotation, cellular component: membrane. NCBI's taxonomy places the organism in Eukaryota, Metazoa, Chordata, Chondrichthyes, Orectolobiformes, Rhincodontidae.
AUGCAUGGAAUACCAAGAGGUCUGGUGUUUGCCAUUUACUAUCCCGUCCUUGCAGCUAUUGGACUUCCAGCUAAUCUGGCAUUGAUUAUCAUCCUGUACCAAAGAAGAUGCGGUCUCUCUGGAUGCAUUACCUACUACCUGGUGUCCAUGGCAAUAACGGAUCUCAUGCUCAUCGUUACUGCUGUAAUAUUAAACCGGAUUGCUGGGAUUUUUUUCCCAUUCAGCUUCCCGUUUAUCACCCCAGUAUGCAGCCUCCGCUUGGCCUUUAAUUUUGCAGCUAUUGACAGUUCUGCCUGGUUAACUGUCGCUUUCACCUUUGAUAGAUUUGUAGUUAUUUGUUGCCAGAAGCUAAAAACAAAAUAUUGCACCGAGAAGGUGGCAGUGCGAGUGAUCGGAAUCGUGUCCGCACUGACCUGUUUAAAAAAUGCCUUUGUGUAUUUUAUAUACGAACCCACGUACAUAGUUAAUAAUAUACCUUUGUUUUGUCGUGCACGGUUAAUAUUUUACACUUCACCAGCUUGGGCUGCGUAUGACUGGAUACGGCCUAUUUUAACCCCAUGUCUUCCCUUUAUUCUGAUUUUACUGCUGAAUAUUCUGACCGUCAGAUACAUUCUAGUGGCCAAUAGAGGCCGCAGGAGACUUCGGGUCCAGAACAAUGGGAAGAAUCAGGGUGAUCCAGAAAUGGAAAAGCGGAGAAAAUCAAUUGUUUUACUUUUCGCCAUCUCGGGCACUUUUAUCCUGUUACAUUUGUUAUUUAUAAUAACGAUCAUAUACAUCCGAGUUGCGAAAGUCGUUUAUUUCACAGGCUCCGACUUCAGUGAACAAACAUUUCUUCUCGAAGAAGCCGGAUUUAGGCUUCUCCUCUUGACUUCCAGCGUCAAUCCGUUCAUUUACGCCGGGACCCAAGGCAAAAUCAGAAUUGAGUUGAGGAAUGGGCUGAAGUAUCCACUGAGACUACUCAUUCAAAUAUUUAAAAUCGGAAGAUAA